Molecule: messenger RNA, 183 nt
Organism: Raphanus sativus (radish)
Lineage: Eukaryota; Viridiplantae; Streptophyta; Magnoliopsida; Brassicales; Brassicaceae
Source: RefSeq, a predicted model, not a curated record
AUGCUCACCCAUUUCCUUGGUAAGAAAAUAGUUGAAUAUUAGCAAAGAUACGACAAGUUUGGUUCAACGAUUUGCAUAACUGCAAAAUGUCUUGAUAAGAAACUCCGCAAUCGCCUUUUUUGUCGACCAAACUCCGCAAUCGCUAUUCAGUUAUUAGUGCAUAUUAUUCUUGUGAUCUUUUGA